Messenger RNA from Pyricularia grisea, 1320 nucleotides. RefSeq lists its product as uncharacterized. Lineage: Eukaryota; Fungi; Ascomycota; Sordariomycetes; Magnaporthales; Pyriculariaceae. Gene Ontology annotation, molecular function: protein kinase activity; ATP binding. The record is from RefSeq and is a predicted model, not a curated record. The coding region runs from base 1 to 1320 and encodes 439 amino acids. Gene Ontology annotation, biological process: protein phosphorylation; regulation of mRNA processing; spliceosomal complex assembly. The transcript is spliced from 4 exons.
AUGUCAUCCUCGAAUGAUGCUUCCAGCGAAGCAUCUUCGUCGGAAUACGAUUCGUUGUCAGAUUCAGAAUCCAACAACGAAGAGCCUGUCCUAACAGGCCCCGAGAGCCCAAAGCAGUUCCCAAAGACGGGAUUCAAGAUUCUAGAUCCUAACAUCAAGAUUGAAGAGGAGCGCUUUGAGUAUUACGGUCCGGAUCUCUUCUAUCCAGUUCACAUUGGUGAUGUAUUGAACGAUCGAUACCAAGUCAUCACAAAGCUUGGCUACGGCUCCGUAUCUACAUUGUGGCUCGCUAAAGAUCUACAUGAGCAUCGAUAUGUGACCCUCAAGGUCUUUGUCCAUGGCGAGUCAAGCGCCGAGUUCAACUGCUACUAUCACUUCCACAGUGGUCUUGUUUGCGAGAGCCAUCGUGGCCGACUCUCCAUUCGGAUUGCGGAAAGCCGCUUUCAGGUGGAGGGACCGGGAGGCACUCACGACGUCUUUGUCCUGAAGCCCUUGGGCCUUUCCGUGCGAUCGUUGCAGUUGCAGCUAAACAAGAGAGUCCUUAAGGAGUCGAACGCGUUAGCGAUCGCUCAGGAUAUUCUCGUCGCUUUAGACUAUUUGCAUAACCAUGCAAAGAUAAUUCAUAGCGACGUUCACGGUGGUAACAUUCUAUUGGAAUUCGGCAAUGAGUAUUCUGUCAAGCUGUACGAGCAGGUCGAGUUCAAUAGCCCAACGCCGAGAAAGAUUUAUCCCGAUGGUCGCAUCAUCCACGUUAGCCAGCAGAUUUACAACUCGAGUUACUCUGCUGUUCUUUGUGACUUUAGCAGUGCUCGGAUCUCCCGGUUUGACCAGCCCCAGACGGGCAUGCCGCCCAUGCCCGAGCAGUAUAGACCACCCGAGAUUAUUCUCGGCAUGGAAUUCGGCUACAAGAUCGACAUGUGGUGCUUUGCAAUUGCACUCUUCCGCAUGCUCACCAACCGCACCGUCUUCCCCAUCUACACCGACAACGACCCCCUCAACGACGCACGGCACCUCGCCGCCAUGGUGGCGCUCAUGGGCCCACCCCCGUUGAGCUUCUAUCAAAAGAGCGAGAAGGCGCACAUCUACUGGGACCACAACUGCGAGUGGAUCGGCCCCGUCGACCUCUUCCCGUCCACCUUCACCCUGGAGAGCUUGCUGCCCAGGCCCAUGCAGGGCGCCCCGGGAGCCCUGUUCUUGGAUUUCAUGCGCAGCAUCCUCCGCUGGGAGCCUGAGGAGCGCCUUGAUGCCGUCUCUGCUUUGAAGCACCCCUGGGUGCAUCGGAUGGAGAGGGACAAUGUCCUCGUGCCCAUUCAGGAUUGA